Molecule: messenger RNA, 670 nt
Organism: Meloidogyne enterolobii
Lineage: Eukaryota; Metazoa; Nematoda; Chromadorea; Rhabditida; Meloidogynidae
Source: the annotation of a GenBank genome assembly
UGGGCCUCCGUAGUUCGGCUAAUUAUGAUUCCGUUUUUUUUGUGUUAAUAAUAGUUUCGCCACAUCCUUUUUCGCAACAUGCUUUAUCUCAUAUUUGUGUUCCUUCUUACCUAAUACUUAAUAAAAUCAAAGUUCUGUUAAUAAUUAUUCAGAUAUUCAAUCAAGCAGUGAUGAUUAUUUAAAUCCAGAAGGUUUUCUACCUUUAUCACUUAACGAGAGUUUAACGGAAGCUAAAGAAGGAACAAACACUGAAUCAUAUAAACAUCUCGGAUUUGAACUUAUCGAUCCUAUGGGAUUGUUAAAUGAGGAAUAUGAUGCCAAAACAAUGAUAAACAAUGUAUUUUCUAAUAAAAUAGAUGUUAAAAAUCCAAAGGAAUUUUUCCAAGCACUCUUCGAUAAAUGGAUAAAUUUAACAAAAAAUAACAAUUUUGGAUUAUUAAUGGCCAGUCCAUACAAGAAAAUAGGAGGACAUAUACAAGCAAUUGUAGUUGCUGUGGGGACAGGAAAAGGAGAGGAAGAAGAAAAAAUCAAAGCUAAACAAAUAUUUAAUGGAGAAGCAAAAACAUUUUGUAGACCUCCAUUUAUGUACAAUUGUUCGAAUAAUUCGCUUUUCUGCUAUCUUUGCAAGGUUGGGAAAAUUUUGGGUAAAUGUACACAGUUGUGGUAUUAA